Molecule: messenger RNA, 768 nt
Organism: Cynocephalus volans (Philippine flying lemur)
Lineage: Eukaryota; Metazoa; Chordata; Mammalia; Dermoptera; Cynocephalidae
Gene: CIMAP1A
Product: ciliary microtubule associated protein 1A
Exons: 6
Coding region: 1-768 (255 amino acids)
Cellular component (GO): outer dense fiber; cytoskeleton
Source: RefSeq, a predicted model, not a curated record
AUGGCAGAGGAGACAUGGGUGGGUACCUGGAGGCCCCAUCGGCCCCGGGGGCCCAUCAUGGCUCUCUACAGCAGCCCUGGACCCAAGUACCUGAUUCCACCCACCACAGGCUUCGUGAAGCACACGCCCACCAAGCUGCGGGCACCAGCCUACAGCUUCCGUGGGGCCCCCAUGCUCCUGGCAGAGAACUGCUCCCCGGGGCCCCGCUACAGUGUGAACCCCAAGAUACUUAGGACCGGCAAGGACCUUGGACCCACUUACUCCAUCCUGGGGCGCUACCACACCAAGACCAUGCUGACCCCUGGCCCAGGCGACUACUUUCCAGAGAAAUCUACCAAGCACGUGUUCGGCUCGGCACCCAGCCACUCCAUCUCCGCUCGGACCAAGACCUUCCGAGUGGACAGCAGCCCAGGGCCUGCUGCGUAUGUGCUGCCCGUGGUGAUGGGGCCGCACGCCGUUGGCAAGGCCUCCCAGCCUUCCUUCUCCAUCAAGGGCCGCAGCAAGCUGGGCAGCUUCAGCGACGACCUGCACAAGACCCCAGGUCCUGCGGCCUACCGCCAGACUGAUGUGCAGGUGACCAAGUUCAAGGCUCCACAGUACACCAUGGCUGCCCGAGUGGAGCCCCCAGGGGACAAGACCCUCAAGCCAGGACCAGGAGCCCACAGCCCUGAGAAGGUGACCAUGACCAAGCCCUGCGCCCCCAUUGUCACCUUCGGCAUCAAACACUCUGACUAUAUGACACCGCUGGUCGUUGAUGUUGAGGAAUAG